Molecule: messenger RNA, 997 nt
Organism: Vanessa atalanta (red admiral)
Lineage: Eukaryota; Metazoa; Arthropoda; Insecta; Lepidoptera; Nymphalidae
Exons: 3
Coding region: 218-562 (114 amino acids)
Molecular function (GO): protein binding
Source: RefSeq, a predicted model, not a curated record
GCCCUGGACCACGCUCCCAAUGCGUCUGAUGCAGUAAACCGAUAAAUACAUACCCAUCAACAUUGAUUUCUAAACGGACAAUACGAAUUUUAAGUGUUCGAGAAAUUAAUUCUAAACGUAUAUAAUUAUUGCGAGGGACAAUAGUAAAUAUCGAAGCCAGUGAGUGAAAAGACGUGCGAGUGUGAAAGUUGAUUCUAUUGGACACAAUAAGGUGGAAAUGUUAAGCUGGCGGGUACUGUUGUGUGUAAUUAUCAUUACAGUAUUACAGGACACCCAGUCGGCAAGUUUGCCGUUCCUAAGACCAGCACAUAUAGGAGAGACCAAUAAUGUAGAAAAACUAGGCACAAAAAUACGUAUUCCGGCUGAGAUGAUCCGUGCACGCGUGAGGGAGGGUGUACCACCGCCGCUAUGUGCUGGCAGGUGUGUGUCACCACCGGCAGGACCAGUGUGUGCUUUUGAUGCGACCGGAACCGCUAGGACUUUUGCUACAUUAUGUGAACUGGAAGCUGUAUCGUGUCGUGAAAGUACAUACUAUGCAAUAACAAGCAAUGGAGAGUGCUGACCUACCAAAGAAGAACUGUUCCUAAUAAAAUAAUCUAAAAGAAACCCGACAGAUUAACGUAGUAUACUAAACAUCUCUUAUGUUUCAAAACCCUUUCCGUCGCCAGUUCUAACGAAAACCUAAAUAAUUAAUGGAGAAUAAGGUUACAAAAAUGUACAAAACUCAGGGAUAAUGCAUUAUAACCAGUUAGCAUGUAAAUUAUUCAUCGCUCAUCGAAUUACAUAUGAUUCGAUUUCACAUGUAUUCCACAUAAUAUUUAGCUUAAGUUUUUCUAAGUUUCCAAUCAUACUGGUAUGUACUUGUUUUUCGGUUCCUAGUAUUAAGCCAUCAAGUAGAAUAAGUUGUCUUUUUAAUUUAUUGUACAAAGUACGAAAUGUCACAAUCAAUGAUGUGUGCUAAUAUCUUGAUAAAAUUCAAUAAAUUUAUCAAACACUA